UCUGCCGGUUUUCGCUUUUUUUAUCACUGGUGCUGAAGAGUCCACUCCUUUCUUUCAGUUCUCCGGCAAGAGCUGACGAGACAUUAGCAGCCUUAGUCGUUAGUGGCUGUAUUUCAACUCAAUUUCCAAUUUCCUGAGCGCAGUUGUAGGGUGAUGUGGAGACUGAUGAGCGAUCCUCGGGAUAAACUGUGUGACAACUAUCUACACAAAACAUCAACCACACCGACGGAAAGAUGCAGAUGUGACAACGCUUUUGCUGCAAUAGUCUCUACCUGCGAUUUGAGGAUUGUAAUGUGAGUCCAGGUGCAGUCCCAUCAUUUUAUCCUGGAGGCGAGGAGGGAGAUGCUUCACUCGGCUGCCAUGACAACAGGACUUAUCUUUGUUACCUGGCUCUUGUACACGAGUGCACGGGGCAAUCCCAUUGUGUCGGUGCCAGAAGGUGGGGAGAAAGAGCGUUUGGAGCGUGUUUUGACCCAAACCAAGGAGGGUGCAUUGAGUCUAAGUGCAAAGCAGCGCUUGGAAGAGUUAAGUAAUCUUGAACUGGAGGGAAUUAAGGGUGGGAACAGAUCCACUUCUGGUAGGACCAGACCCAACUUGAGCUCCUUGAGAAAAGGGUCCAAACUACAAGGAAAGACCCUUGAAGCAUGGAGUGAGCAAGAAUCACUUAAGCAAACUGAAGGAGCUCCUACGGAAGAAGCCAACAUUUCUCUGGAUGCAAUUGAUGAAUAUGCUUACCCUGAUUAUAGGGGUAAGGGCUGCAUGGAUGAAACAGGCUUUGUGUUCGCCAUUGGUGAAAAAUUCACCCCAGGACCAUCCACCUGCCCAUGCUUGUGCACAGAUGAAGGUCCUUUGUGUGCACAACCUGAGUGUCCAAAACUUCAUCCACGAUGCCUGCGUGUCGACACCAGCCAGUGCUGCCCACAGUGCAAAGAGAAGAAAAACUACUGUGAAUUUCGAGGAAAAAUAUACUCAUCUCUGGAGGAGUUUAAGGUGUCUCCGUGUGAGAAGUGCCGUUGUGAGCCCAGUGGGGAGGUGCUAUGUUCAGUGUCAGCUUGCCCACAGACAGAGUGUGUUGAUCCGGAGUAUGAGCCUGACCAGUGCUGCCCAGUGUGUAAGAGCGGGCCAAACUGUUACGCGGACACAUCGGUGAUCCCGGCUGGGCGAGAGGUGAAGAUCGACGAAUGCACCAUCUGCUACUGCACGUACGAGGAGGGUACCUGGCGUAUCGAGCGGCAGGCCACCUGCAGCAAGAACGAGUGCCAGCCGAGCUAAAGUGGUCAUGGGGGCUCAAGACCCUCAGCCUUCACCCGGACAGCUGUGGAUCUGGAUCACCCGUCCCAGCUGUGGUCUGUAUGGGCUCAGCAUGGCGGCCCUGAGACUCACACGCAGCCAAAAUACCAGCACCGCGUGGCGUUUACAUCAGUCAUGGCCAUUUAUGACUAUGAACUCAGAUUGUCCCGUAGCAUGUAGCGAACGGCCCGAUUAGCCUGGAAACAAGGCCAAGGUUCAAAGUGCCAAAUUCUACAUUCCUCCUGCUACGAUGGAGCCUCUGAGUUAGCAUAGCAUAGUCAUGACGAGUGAUGAGAUUCAUAUGUUAGAGUUAGGUAUAUAGUUUUAGGAGGCAUGGCAUUGAAUUCAACUACUAUAUUAAUACUUCGAGUUUGUAUUGAGAUUUAUAACCCAUAUAAAUGAUAUUUAUUUAUGUAUGUGCUGGUUUAAUGAUUCCGAUUGGAGUGUCUGAUUUACAGUGAAAUGAUAUUUUUUAUAGCCACUGUAUUUUGAUAUGCCGUAUCGUUUAAUACCGGAUUGACUUUAAUCCGUCUUAUUAGAAUGUAUAACGCACCUACAGCUGUCAAUGUGUCUGGAGGAUUGGCCCAUCAGAGAUGAGAUGAUGCCGCUGUCAGGAGUGACACAUAACAUCCAACACAACGUCAGGAUAGUCAACAGAGCAGAAUGGAUUUGAGGAAAUCAAAAAAGGGGAGAAACGUUGCUUGCAGAUGUUUGCAUUUAUGUUCUGUCUCUAUCGUACUCUUAUAUGAGGUCCGUUUUGCUAAGAUGUGUUUCUAUG
Messenger RNA from Danio aesculapii, 2068 nucleotides. RefSeq names its product von Willebrand factor C domain containing 2 (gene vwc2). Lineage: Eukaryota; Metazoa; Chordata; Actinopteri; Cypriniformes; Danionidae. Gene Ontology annotation, biological process: negative regulation of BMP signaling pathway. The transcript has 4 exons. Gene Ontology annotation, cellular component: AMPA glutamate receptor complex. Gene Ontology annotation, molecular function: protein binding. The record is from RefSeq and is a predicted model, not a curated record. Bases 343 to 1272 code for a protein of 309 amino acids.